AGUCCACGAUGAUUUGAAACGUGCCACUGGAGAAUUUGUCAAGGAUGAGAAUGAUGCUAAUAGACUAAAUCGGGUUCUGCAACUCACGGGAUUUAGUGAUCCUGUUUAUGCUGAAGCAUACGUGACAGUUCAUCAUUAUGAUAUUGUCCUGGAUGUGACAGUUAUUAAUAGAACUAAAGAGACCCUCCAGAAUUUAUGUUUGGAAUUGGCAACAAUGGGUGAUCUCAAACUUGUUGAGCGUCCACAGAAUUAUACUCUUGCUCCUGAGUUAAGCAAACAGAUAAAAGCAAACAUCAAGGUGUCUUCAACUGAGACGGGCGUAAUUUUUGGGAACAUUGUUUAUGAGAGUUCUAAUGUGCUUGAGCGGACAGUGGUUGUGCUAAACGAUAUCCAUAUUGACAUCAUGGAUUACAUCUCUCCUGCAGUGUGCAGUGAUGCUGCUUUUAGAACCAUGUGGGCAGAAUUUGAGUGGGAAAACAAGGUUGCUGUCAACACUGUCAUUCAGGAGGAAAAAGAAUUCCUUGACCAUAUAAUCAAAUCAACCAACAUGAAAUGCCUUACUGCACUGUCUGCUUUGGAAGGGCAAUGCGGGUUCCUUGCUGCUAACUUGUAUGCAAAGAGUGUGUUUGGUGAGGAUGCUUUGGUGAAUGUAAGCAUUGAGAAACAAGCAGAUGGUAAGCUGAGUGGUUAUAUUAGGAUAAGGAGCAAAACGCAAGGAAUUGCACUUAGCUUGGGGGACAAGAUAACAGUCAAGCAGAAGGGAGGCAGUUGAUCAGGUCAACCGGAAUUUAGUAUGACCUGGAUAUGCCGAUUGUUAUAAAUUGCAGAUUGUUACACUUGAAUUUGAGGCUCCUCCAAAUCCCCCAUUUUGCAGCUUGGUGGAGUGCUGGGGUUAUUGAGAGAACAUGUAGAGAAUAUAAUACUGCACUUAUUCUUAGGUUCGGAUAUAAGAGAUUCAAAUAUUUUAUUUUCUGUGAGGACGGUUUUUGUAGAGAAAGAUUUGAAGAAAUAUUGCAUUAUUUUGACAUGUUUUCAAGCAGAAGUUUCUGCUGAAGUUAAUUCAAUUUCUCUGUUAAACUGAUUCAAAGGUCUGUUUGUCCUGUUCA
Messenger RNA from Nicotiana tabacum (common tobacco), 1106 nucleotides. The record is from RefSeq and is a predicted model, not a curated record. NCBI's taxonomy places the organism in Eukaryota, Viridiplantae, Streptophyta, Magnoliopsida, Solanales, Solanaceae.